AUGCGUCUCCCUUACGCCCCCCAGUCUGCAGAGGGCUUGAGUACUGAUACACACGAAAUAUACUCGCGCAUUGCAACCCGACGUAGUCCGCGACCGCUGAUUCCUCUCGACCUCGCCCUUCUGCAUGCUCCCCAGGUUGCGGAUGGAUACAACAGCUUCGUGGGAGCUCUUCGGUCGAAAACCAUCCUGCACGCCGCUUUCCUGGAACUGUCAAUAUCUCGCAUCGCCGUUCUGAACAAAGCUGUCUAUGAGUGGAAUAUCCAUGCACCACUCGCGUUGAAAGCCGGGGUCACAGCAUUGGAGCUGCAAGAGCUUCUCUCAUUACCAUCAUUCACCGAAGCCACCGAAAGAAGUGCCGAUGCGUGGAGACAGACUUGCCUCACAGCUCGGCAACAAGCCAUUGUUGCUUACACUGAUGCGAUGACUGACUCUGUCUCUGUCUCUGACGAGGUGUUUCAAGAUCUAGUCAGUGCGGGUCUAUCGAAUCGAGAGAUUGUCGAGCUUACUACAACAGUUGCAGGAUACAACUGUGUUAGUAGGAUCCUUGUUGCAUUGGAUGUCGGGGAAAACAACGCCCGUGAAAUGAAAAGCGUAGCGGAGCUUGUUGGGAAUCAUACCUGA
Molecule: messenger RNA, 621 nt
Organism: Aspergillus pseudonomiae
Lineage: Eukaryota; Fungi; Ascomycota; Eurotiomycetes; Eurotiales; Aspergillaceae
Product: carboxymuconolactone decarboxylase family protein
Exons: 1
Coding region: 1-621 (206 amino acids)
Molecular function (GO): peroxiredoxin activity
Source: RefSeq, a predicted model, not a curated record